Glossina fuscipes is the source of this 943-nucleotide messenger RNA. It is a transcript of the gene anox, whose product is annotated as acyl-CoA-binding domain-containing protein 6. The coding region runs from base 20 to 772 and encodes 250 amino acids. The transcript has a single exon. The record is from RefSeq and is a predicted model, not a curated record. Gene Ontology annotation, molecular function: fatty-acyl-CoA binding; protein binding. Lineage: Eukaryota; Metazoa; Arthropoda; Insecta; Diptera; Glossinidae.
AAAGGAACACAAGCAAAGUAUGGCAAUUCAAAAUGAUAGUGAUUUGGAUUUUGAUGAUACCGAUGAGCACGAUGAGCUCUUUACAUUAGCAGCCAAGCACGUGGAGCAAACGCAUGAUACUUUAAUGCCAAAUGAUUUAUUAGAACUCUAUGGCCUGUAUAAACAAGCAACUACCGGUCAAUGUAAUAUUCCAAAGCCCGGCUUAUUUAAUAUUCAAGGACGUGCCAAAUGGUCGGCCUGGAAUGAUUUGGGGCAGAUGUCAAGUACGAUAGCUAAACGAUUGUAUGUGGAAAAAGUGCAAAAACUUCAACCUGCAUGGUGGGAAUUGGUAAAACGUGAUGAUAAAAAAUCGAACACAGGAUGGGUUGUACAUUCAAUAGAGAUGCCUCCGGAUAAUGAGUAUCAAAAACAUGAAAAUGAGAAGACUGUGUUUGACUAUGUUCGGGAGCAUAAUUUAAAACAAGUAGAACAUAUAUUGAAGCCUUCCGAUUUAGAAGUAAUCGAUGAAAAUGGCCUAGCUCUUAUACAUUGGGCAACCGACAGCAAUGACGUACAAAUGUUAGAAUACCUUUUGAAGGCGGGCUGCCAAGUCGAAUUGCGAGAUGCUGAGCAACAAACAGCUUUACAUUAUGCCGUUUCUUGUGGUCAUUUGGAAUGCGUAAACUUGCUAUUAAAAUAUGGGGCAAAUAUAAUGGCUCAAGACUCAGCUGGUCAGACGUGUCUUGACGUGGCUGACGAUCCCUGCAUUCAUGCUUUAUUGAAGGCUAAAUAAUGUUCAAUUAAUGCAUUUCGCCGGGGAAAACUCUUCUCACGAAUUUCGUAACCAUAACGACGAAGAAAUCUGUAUUCAAAUAAGUUCAAAGCCACCUUCAUAGACGUUCUUUCAAACUUAUUCUGUAAGAAACUUUUGCUUGUCAUUCUUUUAAAUAAAAUAUUAUUUAUA